AUGUCGCCCCCUAGAAGCAGCUCUGAGGAGGAAGAUGACGACGGGGACGACGAUGACGAGCAGGAGGAGGCUGAAGCCGGAGACGAGAACAAGGAUGAGAACGAAGAUGAGAACGAAGAUGGCGAAGACGAGGACGACGAUGAGGACGAGGAGUAG
Messenger RNA from Trichophyton benhamiae CBS 112371, 156 nucleotides. RefSeq lists its product as uncharacterized. The record is from RefSeq and is a predicted model, not a curated record. The transcript has a single exon. NCBI's taxonomy places the organism in Eukaryota, Fungi, Ascomycota, Eurotiomycetes, Onygenales, Arthrodermataceae. Bases 1 to 156 code for a protein of 51 amino acids.